Messenger RNA from Rhipicephalus sanguineus (brown dog tick), 1176 nucleotides. RefSeq lists its product as uncharacterized. Lineage: Eukaryota; Metazoa; Arthropoda; Arachnida; Ixodida; Ixodidae. Bases 3 to 1115 code for a protein of 370 amino acids. The record is from RefSeq and is a predicted model, not a curated record. The transcript has a single exon. Gene Ontology annotation, molecular function: nucleic acid binding.
AAAUGGGAGUGCACAACACAUGGGAAGAGCUCGUGGAAGCGCACAAUGUCAACCAGCUGGAGAGAUUGAAGCUGACGAAUACGGGUAGAGCCCUACUUCAAGAUCUAGGUUAUCAAGUCGAAGAUGGCAUGCACGUUCCUCAGCGUAUCCCGCACGAGAUCAGAAACAACCUACACAUAAGCAAUAUACCAAGAAACAUGCACCCUGAGUACGACAAGGGAAGAAGACACGCUAGAAUACAACUGCUAAAGGAAACACUAAAACGCACCAACAGCAAUGAAGAAGACGUGAGGUACACGGACGCAGCGGCUUACAUUACAAAUGACCGUUUUGCAAUCAGCGUGGUCGACGAAAACGGUCAAGAACUGACAGCAACAUCCAUACGUGCCAAGGAUGCAAGCACAGCGGAAGAGUUGGGCAUAGCCCUAGCCAUCGCUACAUGCAAGAAGACGCGGGCUACCGUGAUCACGGAUUCGCAAGAAGCGUGCAGAAGGUACAUGAACGGAAGGAUCGGAAAGGCAGCACUCCAUGUAUUAAAGAGCACGAAGGUGGAAGAAACCACCAUCCUCUGGACACCGGGACACGAGUCUCUCGCGGGGAACCAGGCGGCGCACGCUGCGGCUCGAGAUCAUGCACGCCGAGCCAUCUCCGACACGCAGAGAACACGUACCGAUGGCUGUCACAACGAGGAUGAACGCAUACCGAAGAAGUAUUCAGACAUUUUGGCGCAUUACAGGAAGCAGAGGAAGCGGUACCCACCGGCACACAAGAGUCUGAGUAGAGAGCAAGCGGUAACCUGGAGAAGACUCCAGGCCGGAACUUACCCGCACGGAACAUUGAUGCACGCAAUGUAUCCAGGGACUUACAGGCGGGACUGCAAGUUUUGCCCACCGGACACGCGCAACACCCUGCGCCACAUGGUGCUGGACUGCUCGAACAAUCCAGACGUACCACCGUCAUCACCCCCAAGCGGAAACGCAGAGGAAGGAGCAGACACAGAGAAAGAAUUAGAAGACCAGUGGGAGGCUCUGCUGGUGACGCAAGACCCUGACAACCAGCUACGAUUGGUGAACAGGGCUCGGGCGGCGGCAGCGAGCCAUGGCUACCUGGACUGAGGAGGCCACCCACCUUAGGGCUCAAGUACCAAGAGCCUGGUCAAAAAUAAAGUUCAUUUCU